AUGGCGCGCGAUGGCGCGUGUCGCGGCGGCGUGGUGCGGCGCGCGUCGGGUCGGCUCGCGGGGUGGCGAGCGCGAGGGGUGUGGCUCGAGCGGGACGCGCGGUCGUUCGCGUCGAGCGCGACGGCGAGAGACGGGAGCGAUGACGACGACGGCGACGACGAUGGCGGUGAUUCCGCGAGUGGUCGAGGCUCGGGGAAGUCGUCGAAAGCGAAGAGGGUGACGUCGAGGGAGUCGUUGCGACGGUUGAUGGACAUGCGCGACCCGGCGGCGUGGUACCCGCUCGCGCGCUCGAUGCGGAGAGAGAUAACGCUCCACGUGGGGCCGACGAACUCGGGGAAGACGCACGCGGCGAUGGAGCGGUUGAAACAAGCGGCGAGUGGGGUGUACUGCGCGCCGCUUCGUCUGUUGGCGUGGGAGAUUAGUGAGAGCAUGAACGCGGUCGGCGUCGCGUGCACGCUCGUGACGGGGCAGGAGAUACGAGAGGCGCCAAACGCUCGACACGUGAGCAGUACGGUGGAGAUGAGCGACGUGUCCAGCGUGUACGAUUGCGCUGUGAUUGAUGAGGUGCAGCUGUUGAGCGAUCCGCAUCGAGGGUACGCGUACACGCGCGCGCUCUUGGGUCUCGCGGCGAUCGAGCUUCAUCUGUGCGGCGAUCCGCGCGUGGUGCCUCUGGUGAAGAAGAUCGUCGAGUCCACGGGGGAUCUGUUGACGGUGAAGGAGUACGAGCGAUUGUCACCGUUAGAGGUGUCGAGCGAGAUCGUGAAGAGUGUCAAAGAUGUGCGAGAGGGUGACGCUCUCGUGGCGUUCAGUCGAGCCGACGUGUACAAGAUGAAGCGAGAGCUGGAGAAGAAGUCGAAUUUCCGCGCUUGCGUCAUCUACGGCGCCUUACCGCCGGAGGCGCGGUCGCGACAGGCGUUGUUGUUUAACAAGCCUGAGAGUGGGUACGACGUCCUCAUCGCGUCUGACGCCAUCGGUAUGGGUUUGAACUUGAACGUUCGGCGUGUCAUCUUCACCACCAUGUCCAAAUUCGACGGCGUGGGAACCAGACACCUCGAAGCGCCAGAGGUUCGUCAGAUCGCUGGGCGCGCUGGACGUUACGGUCUUGAUUACGCGGGCGGUGGGAGCGUGACGACGAUGAAGCGAUCUGAGCACAAAAUCCUGGUCAAUGCGCUCGAAGGCGAAUUAAAACCGCUCGACAGCGCGGGCAUUGCUCCUUCGCUUGAGCAGGUGGAAGAAUACUGCGCGAUUCACCGGGGCGCAAGCUUGCUCGAGGCGUUGCAAGCGCUGAGUAAUAAAGCGAAGUUGGCUUCGCACUACAGAAUGCGCAACAUGAGCGAGCCAAUCGCCGUGGCGAAGAUGUUGAAAAAGUUUCCGCUUGCGCUGGAGGAUCAGUUUACGUUCGCAAUCGCGCCGGUUGACGUCAAAGAUCCCAUGGUGUGCGCGGCCUUGCUCACGUUUGUGAAGACAUUUUGCACACACGGUCGAGUAGGUGUUAGGCUCAUCUCUCUUCCGCCUCCGCGCACGCCGAAGAAUCCGAUUCAGCUCCAAAAACUCGAGAGCGCGCACAAGUGCCUGGAUUUAUACCUUUGGUUGGCGAGAAAACUUCCAAAGGCGUUUCCCGAGCCCGAGCUCGCGGACGCGUACAGGACCGCAACCGCGACCGCAAUCAGCGCCGGCUUACAGUUUUUAUCCACGAUCUCCGACGAGAAGAACGGUCGGAAAGAAUUCGAUGGCGAUACGAGCUAUCUAUCCAAGAGCGCCGUCAAGCGCGCGUUCAACGCUGCCAAGGUCGCGAUUGAAAACAUCGAGGAAGAGCGCGCCCGAGCCGGUCUCCCGCGCAUAGACCAAGCAGAACGCGCGGUGCGAUUCUCGGAUUUCAAGUGGACGAACGGGGGAAAGACGAACGAUGAGGCGACGAAACUGUCUUCCCGAAUACCGAAAUCAAAAUCGUCUCGCGUCUCGGACGCGAAACAUCCAAACGACCAACUCGACGCAUCACCCCCGCCGCCGUCGGGCCCGACAAAAAAGUCGUUCGUCGCGAAGAGAUCCUUCGCCAAACCGAGCUGGCUUUAG
Ostreococcus tauri is the source of this 2073-nucleotide messenger RNA. RefSeq names its product Helicase, C-terminal. The transcript has a single exon. NCBI's taxonomy places the organism in Eukaryota, Viridiplantae, Chlorophyta, Mamiellophyceae, Mamiellales, Bathycoccaceae. Gene Ontology annotation, cellular component: mitochondrial degradosome. Gene Ontology annotation, molecular function: RNA helicase activity; ATP binding; hydrolase activity, acting on acid anhydrides. The record is from RefSeq and is a predicted model, not a curated record. Gene Ontology annotation, biological process: mitochondrial RNA 3'-end processing; RNA catabolic process. The coding region runs from base 1 to 2073 and encodes 690 amino acids.